AUGGCUUCUCGGAUUUUGGCGAGGUUUGGUCGGAAAGCACCGCAGCUACUGAGUAAUCCUUCUAGAGCGGCACAACAAUUUUUUCGUCAUAGUAAUUUAUCGAACAGAGUCGUUUUUGGCCUAAAAAUAUUUGUGAGUGAUUUAAAGGAGAAGCCCAACGUUUCAAAAGCUGGUGCUAAGGGACGAGUUGCUGUCGUUAUUGGUGCAGUUGUCGAUGUGCAGUUCGAUGAAGGGCUCCCACCAAUCCUCAAUGGCCUUGAAGUAGUCGGACGUAAACCGCGUUUGAUAUUGGAGGUUGCCCAGCAUUUAGGCGAUAAUCUUGUGCGAACAAUUGCUAUGGAUGGUACGGAGGGGCUUGUACGUGGUCAAGAAGUAGUUGACACUGGUGACCCAAUUAAAAUUCCUGUAGGUCCUGGUACUCUUGGUAGAAUCAUAAACGUUAUUGGUGAACCUAUUGAUGAGAGGGGACCCAUUGACACUAAACAUUACGCACCUAUCCAUGCUGAUGCUCCGCAGUUCGUGGAUAUGAGUGUUGAACAAGAAAUUCUUGUAACAGGGAUCAAAGUUGUAGAUUUGCUAGCUCCCUACGCCAAGGGAGGCAAAAUCGGGUUGUUUGGUGGUGCUGGUGUCGGGAAGACUGUGCUGAUUAUGGAACUGAUCAACAAUGUGGCCAAAGCUCAUGGUGGUUAUUCAGUAUUUGCUGGAGUCGGUGAACGUACACGUGAGGGUAAUGACUUGUAUCAUGAGAUGAUACAAGGAGGUGUAAUUGACCUCAAAGGAAAGAGCUCAAAAGUAUCGCUUGUUUACGGCCAAAUGAAUGAGCCUCCAGGGGCGCGAGCUCGUGUCUGCCUUACGGGGCUCACAGUGGCUGAGUAUUUCCGAGAUCAAGAAGGCCAAGAUGUUUUACUGUUUAUCGACAACAUUUUCCGUUUUACACAGGCAGGUUCGGAGGUGUCUGCCUUAUUGGGCCGUAUUCCAUCAGCUGUAGGCUACCAACCGACUCUGGCAACGGAUAUGGGUAGUAUGCAGGAACGUAUUACCACAACGAAGAAGGGGUCUAUCACGUCGGUGCAAGCUAUAUAUGUACCAGCUGAUGACUUAACUGAUCCGGCUCCAGCAACAACUUUUGCUCACUUGGAUGCUACUACCGUGUUGUCGCGUGGUAUUGCUGAAUUGGCUAUUUAUCCCGCUGUAGAUCCGUUAGAUUCUACUUCUAGAAUUAUGGACCCUAAUAUUGUGGGUCAAAGGCAUUAUGACACCGCACGUGGAGUCCAGAAGAUUUUACAGGAUUACAAGUCAUUACAAGAUAUCAUUGCGAUUUUGGGCAUGGACGAGUUGUCUGAAGAAGAUAAGCUUACUGUGUCGAGAGCACGUAAAAUACAGCGGUUUUUGUCUCAGCCAUUCCAGGUAGCUGAAGUUUUUACUGGUCAUGAGGGGAAAUUCGUGACUCUGGACGAGACCAUCAAAGGAUUUGAUAUGAUACUUAAAGGUGAAUUAGACCAUAUACCUGAGGUAGCUUUCUAUAUGCAAGGAGGUAUCGAUGACGUCUUUAAGAAGGCUGAAGAACUCGCCAAGCAGCAUUCUUAG
Molecule: messenger RNA, 1587 nt
Organism: Enterobius vermicularis (human pinworm)
Lineage: Eukaryota; Metazoa; Nematoda; Chromadorea; Rhabditida; Oxyuridae
Source: the annotation of a GenBank genome assembly